This is a messenger RNA of Capronia epimyces CBS 606.96, 2163 nucleotides long. RefSeq lists its product as uncharacterized. Gene Ontology annotation, molecular function: zinc ion binding; RNA polymerase II cis-regulatory region sequence-specific DNA binding; DNA-binding transcription factor activity, RNA polymerase II-specific. Gene Ontology annotation, biological process: positive regulation of transcription from RNA polymerase II promoter by galactose; DNA-templated transcription. The coding region runs from base 1 to 2163 and encodes 720 amino acids. The record is from RefSeq and is a predicted model, not a curated record. Gene Ontology annotation, cellular component: nucleus. The transcript has 3 exons. NCBI's taxonomy places the organism in Eukaryota, Fungi, Ascomycota, Eurotiomycetes, Chaetothyriales, Herpotrichiellaceae.
AUGUCGCCAGUCACACAAGGCCCUCCGUCCGUCCAAUGCUAUGAAGACUCCGCCGUCGGCGACCUCAUCGAAGUCAGCGCUCUUGAAAACCUUCCUCUACACCCACCCCCCACAGCGCCUGUUUCUACCCAACGCAAGACGGCUCAGAGACGAGGCAGAAAUGGGUCCCAUGCCUGUAUCGAAUGCCAAGCGCGAAAGGUCAGAUGCUCUGAAGAGCCACAAUGCAGUCACUGUCAAGCUCUCAAUCUGGUGUGCGAAUACAAACCACCCCGCAAGAAGCGUGCAACGAACGUUGCCAGGAAGGCGAGCUUGGAUCUGGGAGAUACCGACGGCAUCUCAAGAGACGACACACCGCAGCGUGGCAUUCUGAUGCAAAUGAUGGAGCGUAUAGCAGAGUUGGAGCGGAAUUACGCGAGUCUUCUGAUGGAUGUCAAGGCGGAAUCAGACCAAGCCAGCCCGUAUAGCCGUUCAGGGUCACACCCAGGCCCACAAAGCGAGUGUGCGAUGGCCAACAUCCCCGAAAAGGAGCUGUUUCGAGGGCGCACGUCUCUCAUCGAGCAGUUCGGGGUGUUGGAUCGUUCCAUCGCCAGUGAGACAGCCAAUCAACCAGACUCUGGCCUAGACCUGGAGGGUCAAGGCGCCAAUACAGCCCCUGUCACUUGGUCUGAGCUGCCUCGGAGCAGCGAGAAGGACGUCGAGACUUUGGAGGAAGAAACCAGACACUUUGACUUGGCUUCGCUCCGGAAGACGGUCGACACCUUCUUUGCCCACCUGAAUCCUCACUACCCGUGCAUCAGCGAGAAUGCUUUCCGGCCGCUGUUUGAGAAGUUCCUCAACAACGAGGAGCUGCAGGAGUUGGGCUACGCAGACCGGCAGCAGUUUGUCGCCCUCGUCAACCUGAUCCAAGCCGAAAUUCGCAUCUUGAGUGACGAAUGGCCGACCUCGACGCGGGCUCCCGCAUGGGAAGAAUUCUGCCGCGCCGAGAGCAUCCUCAGCCGUCUCGCCUGGCUUGGGAACGGCAAUAUUAUGACCAUCCAAUGCCUGCUGGUCAAGGCCCGCUAUCUACUGUAUGCCGAAAAGCCGAGUGGUGCAUACGACACCAUGGGCAGGGCGGUGCGCCUAAGCUGGCAGCUGGGUCUGCAUGACCAGCAGUCCUGGAGCGGGCUCAGCCCGUUUGAAGUCGUCAUGCGCCAGAGGAUCUUCUGGACCGUCUUCUAUCUGGAGCGUAACAUUGCUCUGCACGCUGGCGCUCCAUAUCUGAUCCGGCAGUCCGACUUCAAGGUUGACCUCCCCCCCAACUUGGACGACCGACUGUUGUUUCCUGACCGGCCCCUGCCAACCCCAGAAGGCUGCCCGACCGAUUCGUAUCUCGCCGCCGCGAGUCGAUGGGGGUACCUGACCGCGGAGAUCUGGGACACCAUCUACGCAGUCAACGCCCAGAGGCCCACCAGCGCCGAGUUCAUCGCCACCAUGGAUGCCCGCAUUCAGUUCACCGGGAGUCGAAUACCGCCGAAGCUUCAAUGGGCUAGAAACCUGGAUCAUCUGGACGGCAACGCGCCCGUGCCACGCUACGUUCUUCGACAGGCCGCAAUCUUGUACCAGCGCAUGAAUCAGCUACGAUUGCUUCUUCGACAGGAACGCAUGCUGAGCCUGGGAUUUGACGAUGAAAUGGCCAAAGACUGCACUACGAUUUCGGGUGCGUUGAUCAAUGCCAUCCAUGCCAGCCACUACUCGCCAACCCAUACCUUGACGGACCGCUACUCGGCAUGCCUAUACUUGAGUUCGGCACUGUUGCCUCUGGUGUGCAUCAUUGUUAAGAGCGAGUGCGAUCCCGCCAUCCGGGAAGAUGCCAUCCAAGCAUACAAUAAGGGUUUAUCUACGCUGCAGGCUCUGGUCCCGAGCUUCAGUGCCGCACGCCACACACUGCAGCGCCUGUUGCGAAUCACCCAGACGACCGAGAGAGCAAUCCAAAGAUUCCGCCGUGCCGAGCAAUUCCUACUCGACCCGAGCGAGUUUGAGACGGAGACUCUUAUGCUACAAAUGAAUGAUUUCCUCGGUCACGACCAUCAGGGCAACUGGGAAAUGGACUUCUUCAAUGACGACCAAGCUGGCCCCUACAGUCUUGGCGCAAUGGACGGAAUGCAUGCUGACCUUUUAGGUUGA